Molecule: messenger RNA, 1686 nt
Organism: Cantharellus anzutake
Lineage: Eukaryota; Fungi; Basidiomycota; Agaricomycetes; Cantharellales; Hydnaceae
Product: cytochrome P450 monooxygenase CYP63
Exons: 9
Coding region: 1-1686 (561 amino acids)
Molecular function (GO): oxidoreductase activity, acting on paired donors, with incorporation or reduction of molecular oxygen; iron ion binding; heme binding
Source: RefSeq, a predicted model, not a curated record
AUGCUUGCGACUCGCUUCAUCCUUCCGUCCGACUUCAGAGCAUCCUUGUUGCUGCGAUUGGUUCUUUAUGUUGUGUCAUGUCUUGGGUACUGGACCGUCAAAGUCCAGUAUACACGAUUUAAGCACUCUCGGGAAGCCGCGAAAUUAGGUGCAGUUCUUCCACCCAGAAUGAAGGGUAAAUGGCCAGGGAACGUCGAUAUCGUCCUCCGUUCACUAGAUAUCCUUAGAGAAGGAUAUUCCACUGAACACUAUCAGCAAUUCUUGGAUGAGAACGGCUGCGAUACACUCAACCUGGGAUUAUGGUGGGAGGAUUCCUUUGUAACCAGGAACCAUCAUACAGUGCAGAUGAUGCUGGCAACGAAUUUUGACAACUUCAUGAAAGGCCCUUCGAAUCUCGAAAGGAUUAAUGGCAUGUUCGGUGAAGGAAUAUUCGGAACUGAUUGGCCAAAGGCGAAAGUUCACAGAGCAAUGACUCGUCCGUUCUUCGCUCGUGAACGGAUACGGGACUUCAACAUAUUUGAUCACUAUUCUGAAAAAGCAAUCAAGCACUUUCGUGCACGCGCUGAGAUCAAUCAAUCCAUAGACGUUCAGGAUAUCUUUGGGCGGUUCACCCUCGACGCAGCGGGCGAAUUUCUUUUCGGAACGAACAAUCUGAACACCUUAGACCUUCCCCUCCCCAUUCCAGGUCAAUCCGUGAUAGGUCCGAAAGGGGUACAGGUGGAAGGGGACUACGGGGGAUUUGUUCACGCCUUUGAGAGUGCUCAAAUUAUUAUAACAAAGAGGUUGGCGUAUAGGAGUAUGUGGCCUGCCAGAGAAUUCCUCACGGACCAAACGAUGGAACACAAAGUGGUUGUGGACCGCUGGAUGGCACCCAUGCUCCAAGCGGCGAUCGGUAGAAAAAAGGCAAGAGGUUCUCAGAAGUGCGGAGACAAUGAGGGAGAUCUUAUCGAUCAUCUGAUGGAUUCGACGAGUAACAUGAAACUUAUUUGCGACGAGCUCCUCAACAUCCUUCUGGCUGCCCGUGAUACAACUGCGUCGCUUCUCACCUUCACCAUCUAUAUGCUCUGCAUGCACCCCGAAGUUACCACCAAACUCCGUACCGAAGUCCUUAAACAUGUCCCUAAUGGUCCACCAAGCUUCGAGGACAUUCGUCAUAUGAAAUACUUACGCGCAGUUUUGAACGAGACAUUACGCCUUUUCCCGCCGGUUCCGUUCAACUACCGUGCUACUAAAUCUCCGUGUCUCGUCCCAGGCGAUGCAUCCACCCACGGAAAGCCCUUGUAUAUUCCGGGCGGGGACACAGGCAUGAUUUUCCUACCUCUUGUCAUACAACGGCGCAAAGACCUAUGGGGGGACGAUGCUGAAGAAUUUGACCCUGAGAGAUGGAUUGACGAAGAGCGAGUGAAGAGGAUGGUCGCUGAUCCGUUCAAGUUUGUACCUUUCAACGCUGGACCCAGAAUUUGUUUAGGACAGAACUAUGCGUAUAAUGAAGCAAGCUUCAUGAUGGUGCGCAUAUUGCAAGUUUUCAGUGAUUUCACUCUUCGCCAGGAGGAUGCACCUGCUGGAGCCUGCCCGCCCAUGUCAUGGAAAGGUGCGGCGGGACGAAAGGGCAUUGAGAAAAUUUGGCCACAAAAUGCUUCUACCCUGUACUCCAAGGGCGGUGUGGGUCCAGAUGGGAAUUGCUGA